GAACAGUGAUCAAUCCCCUUACUCAGCUCGUUCUAGUGGCGGAUUACAUAAUAGCUAUCUGAUACAAAUACUGCUUUCCUGUGCUCGCAAAGUUUACUUCGCCCGUCUAGCUCGACUUUGAAUACUUACAUCAAUCGAGCCAGCCCAAUAUGGAGAGUUCUGAAAGACGUGAACAGCAAGGCAGUUUGGCGGUCUUCACAGUUCUGAUCUUGAUCAUCCAGGUGCUUGGAUUGACGGCUGUGAUCUUGGUGGCAGUGUGGAUGGGGUCCUUUAGAGGGGGUUUUGCCUGGCAGUCAGACCCCGCCCAUGAGUUUAACUACCACCCCGUGUUUAUGGUGACAGGCAUGAUAUUUCUGUACGCUGAUGCCAUUUUGACUUACCGCGUGUUUCGGAAUGUGAAGAAGACGUACUUGAAGGCGAUACAUGGCAUUAUACAAGCAGUGGUGCUGAUAUUGUCGGGGGUCGGGCUGAAGGCAGUGUUCGACUCUCAUAAUCUGAACCACCCACCCAUCCCCAACUUGUACAGUCUCCACAGCUGGUUGGGAAUUGUCACGGUCAUCCUGUUUGGGCUACAGUGGAUGAGUGGCCUGAUUUCCUUCGUCUUCCCGAUGUUAAGUAUGGGUGCUCGGCAGAUGUACAUGCCACACCACAUAUUCUGGGGACUGGCUAUCCUAUGUCUGGCCGGGGCUAGUGCCUUGACCGGCAUCACUGAGAAAGCUCUCUUCACGGACUUCUACUCUCCAUUUAAGUAUUCUGGGUUUGCCACCGAGACCUACAUCAUUAACUUCCUGGGGCUGACCAUCGCAUGUCUCGUGGCGCUGGUGGUCUACGUCGUGACUCGUCCGGAAUACAAACGUCAGCCGUCACCGGAGGAAGAGCACAUUCAACUGAUGCAAUAACCUGAACUGGUACUCGGCCCUGAUGAUAACCAGCAUGCAGUUAUCUGCCCUUGAAGAUGUGAAUCCCUAGGAUUAUUGGUGUUGUGUGUAAAUUUAUUCAUAUCUGUGAUGCAUAUGCUCAGUAUUUGGUUUUUUUUUUUGUUUUUUGUUUUUUUUUUCAUAUUCUAAAAUAAGACAAUAUAUGAGUUAGUGCGAUUCCUGAAUUGAGGAAUAUUUGAAUACUUGGUGAUGUGCAAUAUUCUAAUAGAUGUCUAUUCGGAGUCUCUUUAGGUUAAUCUUACAUUCAGAGUCUCUCUAGAUCUUACAUGCAUACUCUGUCACGACAAUGUCAGUGAAUUUUGAGAACUGAAUGGUAUUAACUCCCUGUAUGUUUUCUCGAAGGCUGGUACGACACAUAGGAAUAUUUUGGCCGCUUUUUUCAGCCAGAAACGCAAACAUCAAGGCGUUGGGUUUUUUUUUUCAAUUGCGACUGUGACCUCUGUUUUCUUAUCUGCCUAUCAUUGUGGCAUUACCUUGACGAGCGUCAUCCCAAAUCGUUAAAUAUGUAAAUAAGUGUUGUUACUUCCCUUUACAAAACACUUCAUUAGUCUAGUAAGUGAUAUUUGAUGAAAUGCAAAAAAAAAAAUGUUUUGUGCAUUGUUGUGAAUUCAUUCAUGAACAUCUCAUCAAGCUUAAAAUGUCAUGUAUCUUGUUUUUGUUUGUUUGUUUUUUGAGGGUUUUUUUUGUUUUUUAAAAAAGAUCACAAAUAAGAGCAAGAAAGAAAACAGUUUGUUUUACCCAAAAGAUGACAGGAAAGGAAUUAGCAGUCCACUUUAAAGUUCAUAGACCAUUAAUUGAAGUAUGUAAUGAGUCCUAUGUUGGGUAGUGCUCCCAUUAGCACAAGACUUAUCUGAUAUUUGUGAAUGUUCUGUUAUUACUUCCACAACUUAGGAGUCUGUGGUUUUAGAACUCUUACAGAAUUAUCACUACAGUUUGUAAGUGAUUGCUACAGAAUUAUCACUACAGUUUAUAAGUGAUUGCUACUGUCUUCCCGUUACUACACCAGACCAAUCAGUGUGUCCGUGUCAAAUUAUCUGUUUUAAUGUCUUCUACAUGACUUGAAAUCCAGCUGUCCUGAUGUCCAAAACCAGGGCAUAUGUAAUCAUUAUAGGUACAGAUUAUUGUCCUAAAAUUUCUAUGUAUAAACCAUGACCAAGGUCUGUAUGCACUGACUCCAAGUAGAAUAUAGACUUUUUUGUCAAACAAUCUAAAGGUUUUUUAAUCACUGAUGUUUUUUUUAGUCUGAGUCUUUGUGUUUAACUUUUUUUCUCUCCUUUUUUUUAAUAAAUAAGAAACUAUCUUAAGCUAAUUAUCCAGAGAUCUCCCAAUGGUUUUAUAUCCGGGAAUAAAUCAGACACACAAUCUUUGUAUCUAUCGUACACUGGUCACACGUAUGUUUUUAUGUCAAGUUUAAUGUCACUUGCGUGUCAGAUAUAUUUAAGACCUGGCAGUCUGAAACAUAUCACAUGUUUAUUGCCAUGUUAUUAUUGAGAAAUAAGAUUCAGUGAAACCGUCUGUUUGAUACUGAUAAAACAUGGCUAUUUAAUUUGAGUUUAUUUUCAUGCAAUCAUUACGUGCUAAUUUUAUGUUGAGAUGCCUAUAUUUGUGAGGAUGUGUUCUGUUGUAAUUUUUGGUCAGAUUGCUAAAACAUAUUUGAUAUACAGUGAAACUUCUCUAAACCUGCCAGCUGUCAGACCGAGAGAAAAAACGGCCGGUUUAGAGAGAUGGCCGGUUUACCAAGAACUUGCAUUUAGUGAUAUUUUAUCUCAAUUUUAAUAAAACAAAAUGAAUGAUUAACAUCUUUAUUUCCAAUUUCCAACUCAAGCGGUAUGAUUGCUGCAAUUAAUACACUAAGUAGGUUCUGUUCACUUUGAUCUGGGGAUCUAGUUAUUUAUCGGUGGAGAUCAAAUUAAUCUGCUUGUACCUACAGGUAAUUUUUAUAGAAAUACCCUUGCUGAAAUCAUCUAAUUUUGAAUUGAAAGUCUAUUACAGAGUACAUUAUUGGUAUUCCUCUUUGGUUUGGAGAAGUUUCACUGUAUGUACUUUUGCCAGAACUUUACAACUAAUCAUGUUAUUUUGUGUUACCAGGUCCCUACUUCAGUGAUCAACUCAUGCACUAUGUAGCUGUAGACCUGUAGCUCUCUGGGCUACAUUUUGUAGCUGUAGACCUGUAGCUCUCUGGGCUACAUUUUGUAGCUGUAGACCUGUAGCUCUCUGGGUACAUUUUGUAGCUGUAGACCUGUAGCUCUCUGGGUACAUUUUGUAGCUGUAGACCUGUAGCUCUCUGGGUACAUUUUGUAGCUGUAGACCUGUAGUUCUCUGGGCUACAACAUAAUAAUGAUAAUAAUAUCCUUUAUUAAUACUGAAUUGCACAAUUAGUUCUAUAAACUAGUUUACAUUCUGGUCCUGUCUAUAACAUAUAUACAUAUCGAGAACAUAUAUAACAUAAAACAUGGAAAUAUCACAGUUUAUAUACAUACAGAUAAGAACUGCAUAAAAAGAGACCAUAAACACAUGAGUAUUAUUGAGAAUCACAAUAAUGUUUUAGAUAGGCUGAUUUAAAAGAUGUGGUGGUAGUUGUGCAUUUUCUUAUAAAAUCUGGUAACGAGUUCCAUAUUACCCCAUUCUGCAGCUACAUAUGUAGUAGAGCUCUAGUCUAUUAGAUGAUCCAAAAAUCUCUUACAAACACCUUCCUGGUCGUUAGAGUUUGAAAAUCCGAUUUAUUGUAAGGAAAAAGCAGUUUCUUUUACCUUUUGCUAUAACUAAAUGUGAAUAGGUCUGUAAAUUUGUUAGGAUUAAGAUUGAUAGGGCUGUAAAUCUGUUAGGAUUAAAAUUGAUAGGACUGUAAAUUUAUUUGGAUUAAAAUUGAUAGGGCUGUAAAUUUGUUAGGAUUAAAAUUGAAAGGGACUGUAAAUUUGUUGAUAUCAAAAUUAAUAAGGCUGUAAAUUUGUUGAUAUCAAAAUUGACUUCAUCAGGGCUGUACAUUCGUUAGGGUGAUAGAAUUAAAUUAACGAAAUGCACAAAAAGUGAACGAGCUCAGAUGAUCCUAGUAGGAAUUCUUUAGCUUCUAUCUCGGUUAUAAACUACUGGACAGAUCUUUCGCUACAUGUGCAUCUACUGACUGGUCAUACUAUCAAACUAGAUAAGUCCAGGAUCCGUAUGGUUGGUAAAUACUGUCAUUUCUGGGAAUGACUGGGUGAAAAUUCAGACGUUAUUACAUGUAGCUGUAGAAGACUAUGAAUUAAUUACUGUUGGCUAGGAAUCAUGUACAUUAUGUUUAGGCAAUGUAUAUACAUGUAUUGAUAUAAAUAGAUCGCUUUAUUUCGUGAGACCUUAUUUCCGCGAGGAUACAAUAAUGUACCCGGUAUAUAUUCACGAGAUAUAAAUUUCGCAAAUCAUUACUUAUUGCGCAAGUCUUCUAAACUAGCCUCGCGAAAUACGUGUAAAUAAUGUCCUCGCGAAUAAAACGAACAUGGAAAAGAAAAUGAAAUCCCCAAAAACUUCCAUAUAAAUUUUCAUGAAAUUUAUAACAUUAUGGAGAGAGAGAAAAGUCAAAGAUAUAAAAGAUGUUUUUCUUCGGACUAUUUUGCCUAUCGACCGACCUUUGUUCAUUAAGCUCUGUCAGACACCAACCAUAAAAUUGUAAGACUAGGGUUGUGUAUUAAUGACGGCUAGGUCUAAGAGUGCUCUCAAGGUCAGUAUGACAUGUUUAUACCUUGUCAAGUGGUGCUAAGCACAUUCAACCUAUCUGAUGUGUUACUUUGAUUCGAGCGCAUUUACUGGCAAUUAGGAAGUGUGUUGUUUUUUAUGUUGAUCUCAGUCUGUUUGAGAUUGAAAUGCAGUCUUGUGGCGAAUAUCUUAUCAUUGUGUGGUAAUCGAUCUAAGGAUAUCCUAAACAAAAUCAUAAUUGUGUAGUAAUCGUUCUAAGAAUAUCCUAAAGAAAUACUGUAUAGCGGGGUUUUUUUCCGCGGGGUUAUAAUUUUGGCUUAUUUUAGCGGUUAGGUAGCUUUCCGCCAAAAUUUCAAUCGCUAAAUAUGCACUCAAUUGUGGCUUCAGUAUUCAAAAGAGAGAAAAUUAUUCCUUGUCCGCCAAAAUUUAUUCCACUAAAAUUUUUAGCAUACCUUUUAGCCAGCCAAUCGCCAAAUUUUAGACCCGCGGAAUAAAACCACUGUUGUAGUAAGCGGUCCGAUCUACGGAUAUGCUCUGUUCAGUGUACCUAUUGUUUUUGUUUAUAUACUGUGUAUUGCAGUGGGUGUUGCUGAUAAGUGCUGAAACUAUAUUUUUCUUCAAAGAAUUGUUUUGUAUAAGUAAUGGAAUAUGAUACAUUGAUAUUGUAAUAUAAAAUGUUGUGUUUAUGUUUAUUAUAUUGAGAAUGUGUAAUAUCUAUAUUGUGUAAUUUAAUAAACUUGCAAAUUUAAAAA
Messenger RNA from Ostrea edulis (European flat oyster), 5359 nucleotides. Its product is annotated as transmembrane ascorbate-dependent reductase CYB561-like. The record is from RefSeq and is a predicted model, not a curated record. The coding region runs from base 150 to 899 and encodes 249 amino acids. The transcript has 5 exons. Lineage: Eukaryota; Metazoa; Mollusca; Bivalvia; Ostreida; Ostreidae. Gene Ontology annotation, molecular function: oxidoreductase activity.